AUGGGGUCUGAAGAUAAACAUGGUGAGCAAUCCCUUGGUAUAGGCCUUAAGGUCAUGCUAACAGCAGCUUUCUCUUUAUUUGGUAUGAUAUUAUUCAUCAUCACCUUCUAUUUUUGUCUAAAACAUCACAUUAGACGCCAACAAAGACGACGCCAAAACGACCUUGUUUAUCAAAUCAGCACUCAAAUUGCACCAAUUGAUGUGAGUUCUGUGGAGUCACCCAACUCUGGCCUAAACCCUUUGAUCAUAGCCUCUUUGCCUAAACUCUUGUACAAGCAAACGGAUCAGUUCAAUGAAGGCGAAGUUAUAGAGUGCUCGGUUUGCUUAGGAACUAUUGUUGAAGAUGCAAUUACUAGGGUACUACCAAAUUGUAAGCACAUUUUUCAUGUUGAUUGUGUUGAUAAAUGGUUUAGUUCUAACACCACAUGCCCAAUUUGCCGCACUAUGGUUGAACCAAAGGUGCAGGCAGCGCAUGAUCAUUUAGCCAUACGGGUCCAUCAAGUCCAACCCACAGCACCAUCGGUUGACGGUGGUGAUGAUGCCCAAGAUGGUAAUGAAUUGGAGGUUGGGUGUUCGGGUUUGAGAAUAGGAUCUUUUCAUAGGUUGGUUAGUAAUAGGGAAAGGUCAGUGAGAAGGACUCAUAGCUCUGAUGAGUUUGCCGUAGAAUAUAUGGAAAGGCACUAA
Messenger RNA from Abrus precatorius (Indian licorice), 684 nucleotides. RefSeq names its product E3 ubiquitin-protein ligase ATL41-like. Bases 1 to 684 code for a protein of 227 amino acids. NCBI's taxonomy places the organism in Eukaryota, Viridiplantae, Streptophyta, Magnoliopsida, Fabales, Fabaceae. The transcript has a single exon. The record is from RefSeq and is a predicted model, not a curated record.